UCCAGAUUUUAACCUAGGUUUAUUGUACUACCUGUUUUACAUUUGAAAGACCAAGGGCAUAGUACCCACAGUUAGUUCGGAAAUGUCCGGGUUUUCUGGCACCGUCAAUGUCAAAAUCAAUGAGGCUUCUGACCUGAGACCCACAGCCUUCAGUAAACGGUUGCCUGGGAUCAAUGUGUCAACUCUCGACACUUACGUUGAGAUAAAUAUUGAUGAUCACAUCAUUGGAAAGACUCCCACAAAAGCAAAAACACUCUCCCCUAUUUGGGAGGAGUCAUUUUCCGACCAGGUCGUGAAUGCCGAUGUUAUAACUUUUCGAGUUUUCCACGAUGCCUCUGUGGGCGCCGAUGAUUUUGUUGCUGAUGCUCAACUUGCGUUACCUCAAUUCUGUCAAGAACAUAGGUCUGAAUCAAAAGAGCUCUGGCUGGAUCUUGAACCAACUGGCAGACUAAAAGUCACAAUGAAACUCCACCAAGGGGCCAAUGUCAAUCACAAGUUUAAACUGAAGGAAAGAAAGCGUGGUAGACGUAAUGCAGUCAGGCGGAGAAUACACCGUGUUAGUGGUCACAAGUUUCUGGCCACCUACCUAAGGCAACCAACAUUUUGUUCCCACUGCAAAGACUUCAUAUGGGGUUUGGUUGGAAAGCAAGGCUACCAGUGCCAAGCUUGCACCUGUGUGGUACACAAACGCUGCCAUGAGCUUGUGCUUAAGAAAUGCCCUGGAUGCAAGACCGAAAUACCGGAGAAUCCAUCGCUGGGUCGUAUAAAUUUCAAUGUACCCCACAAGUUCCGCCCCCAUAAUUACCCAUUUUUCACAUUCUGUGACCACUGUGGCUCUCUUUUGUAUGGUCUUUACUCACAAGGCAUGCAAUGCAAAUCUUGCAAGCUAAAUGUUCACAAACGUUGUGCAGCCAAUAUACCCAACUCUUGUGGUAUAAACGAGAAGCAGUUAGCUGAUAUGUUAAAGGAAAUAGGAAAACUUGGUAUCAGCAACAGUUCCUCCAAGAAAUCAUUCAGUAGCCAGACCUCACUUGUACAAGGCUCAUCAGAUUCAAGUAAUGGUUCCAUAAUGAAACAAAGACUGUCAGCUACAAAUAGUGAUCCAAGCAAGAAGAAUGUCAAACUUACAGAUUUCCUUUUUAUUAAAGUUCUUGGAAAAGGAAGCUUUGGAAAGGUACUCACUUGUUUGUGUAAUAGAUUACGACUCUUGCCUAUGCCAUAUAUUUGUUGUUUUUUUGGCGCUUUUGUAAAAGUAUCUCAUUCUUUAGGUACUCGUUUGGAAACAGUUGAAUUAUUAAAAAUCAUAGAUAAAGAACGUUUGUUCUUUAUCAUGGAGUAUGUUAACGGAGGUGACUUGAUGUUUCAAAUCCAAAAGUCACGGAAGUUUUCAGAGGAGAGAUCACGAUUUUACGCAGCUGAAGUUAUCUUGGCUCUCAUGUUUCUGCACAAACAUGGAAUCGUAUACAGGGACAUCAAACUUGAUAACAUACUUCUCGACCAAGAAGGCCACUGUAAACUUGCCGACUUUGGAAUGUGUAGGGAAGGUGUCAAAGAUGGUAAUCUCGCCACGACAUUCUGUGGCACGCCAGAUUACAUUGCGCCGGAGAUUUUGCAAGAACUUGACUAUGGAGUGUCAGUUGACUGGUGGGCACUUGGUGUGCUCAUGUACGAGAUGCUGGCUGGCCAACCACCUUUUGAAGCUGACAAUGAGGACGAUCUGUUUGAAUCCAUCAUGAACGAUGAGGUCUUAUACCCAGUGUGGCUCACCAAAAAUGCAGUUAAUAUACUGGAAAUGUUCAUGACGAAGAAACCGGCUCGUAGGUUAGGAUGCGGGAGUGGAGGAGAGGGAGCGAUACUUCAUCAUCCGUUCUUUGAAUCUGUUGAUUGGAAAUCACUCGAAGAGAAAAAAGUUGAACCUCCAUUUAAACCUUCAGUGAAAAACAUCUACGACACGACCAACUUUGAUUCCGAUUUUACACGAAUGUCGCCACGAUUCACUCCGAUACCUUCGCAAUCUCUUGCAGCGAUAAAUCAAUCAGAGUUCCGUGGAUUUUCCUUCGUCAACUCUGCUUACUCCGGUUCAAUCAAGAGCAAACCAGCCACGUCACCCAGCGUGCAGUCCACGUCAAGUGUGCCAUCAACUGAUCUUUGAAGUUUUCCUCCCGCCCAAAUCUUCGCGAUGAGAUUACAGACGUCAACAGACCGUGACAAUUUCUUCACUGCCUUCUGCAGUUGCACACAUGCUCGUUGCCGAAAAAUGCAAACUGCAGCAUUAGGUAACCAGAAAUGGCUUCGGCAGUCUUCAAGGCCGACGACUGUGGUACCUUACCCAUUUUUAUCGUCGUUACCUUUCCUGCACUUAUCGUUUUGUUUACUACAAGUUUCAAUGCACCAUAAACGCCAAUGGCUCAUCUGAGGUCGCAGUCAAAUCAAAUGCAAAACCAGCUGUGACUGUUUCGGACGGUGCACCCCAGACCCCAAGCUUGAACCACUGUUCGUUUUUGCGACCUCUGCUCGCAUGGACUUUUUCUUACUUGGUUUAAAUCAUCAAUUGCUGCUGUUGAUAAAAUCACAAAUGAAAUGCAUGCAUCAUCGUUUCUAUUUCAACCCAUCAUGUACUUUGCAUGUUUUCCUUUACUUUGCUGAUCAGUCAAUGAAAAAAUGUUUUUGUAUCACACCGAAUGCCUACAAUUGUUGGUAAUUCCCUCCUAUAAUCAUGUUAUUGUCAAAAAGAUAUUUCUCACCAGGUUUAUUUUCUCAAUUUACUGAUCAAAUGCAACUGUGCUGUUGUGAUUUUGUUUAUUUGAUCAGAAAUCCCCUCUUUGUUGUUUUAUUGUUUUUUUUUGUUCCCAGAACUGGCAAGCUACUUUUACUCGCCCGUUUUUAAUGUCAAUUAAUAUUAGAUAGUUUUUGUAUCCCCAAUAAUGGGUAAGUGUACAGAAUUAACAAUUCAUUCUUGUUUUGGCUAAUAAAAGGCUAUCCAGUUAUGUCAAA
This is a messenger RNA of Ciona intestinalis (vase tunicate), 2994 nucleotides long. Lineage: Eukaryota; Metazoa; Chordata; Ascidiacea; Phlebobranchia; Cionidae. The record is from RefSeq and is a predicted model, not a curated record.